AAAAAAUUCAAAUCUCUCCUCUUCUUCUCUCAAAAAUCUGAUCCAAUAUUCAAAAAAAUGGACCAAAAUUUAGAAGCCGUAUCCAAGAGAUUAUGGAAUAUGGUUCGUAUAGCUUAUUACAUGCUCAGAAAAGGCAUUUCCAAGAGCAAGCUUAUGGCCGACCUCACAAAUCUCAUGUCCAAACGCCGUAAGAUCACCGGAAAAGCCUUGAAGAAUCUCAUGUUCCACCACCACCACGCCGCCUCCGCUGCCUUUUCCCUCACCCCUUUUCGCCGGGACCGCCACCUCGCUACUGCCGGUCACUACGAAUUUAGCUGUACUAACAGCCCUGCUUUUCCUAGUUUCCAUUCCACCUUCAACAAACGCCGCCAUUUCUUCGCCUGUGCUCACGCGCCCAACACGCUGGAUGAUGAUGUGGCCGCAAUGAACGCUUUUAAGGCCGUUUUAGAGGCUCUUAACAAUGACGUGGCGGUUGAUGUGGCCUCACCCGCCUUACCUGGGUUCGGCAAGAGCCCGAUGGUGGCGAGACCACUUAGAGUCACUGACUCCCCGUUUCCGCUGUCUGGAGGCGGCGACGACGACUGCCACGUGGACCAAGCAGCGGAGGAAUUUAUAAAUCGGUUUUAUAACGAACUCCGGUUGCAGACAACGGCGGAGUAACACAAUUGCCGGACGGUCGAGAGCCACGUGGCCUCCGAUGGUUUCAAAAUUGACAAUGUUAAAUUUUGUCAAAUCUUGUUG
Molecule: messenger RNA, 741 nt
Organism: Cucurbita pepo subsp. pepo (vegetable marrow)
Lineage: Eukaryota; Viridiplantae; Streptophyta; Magnoliopsida; Cucurbitales; Cucurbitaceae
Source: RefSeq, a predicted model, not a curated record